AUGAGCGAUAAAGAAGUUUUGCCGGGCUUCCCAGAGUGCUGGACCCCUGAUAUUGUGGUAGGAAUUGACUUUGGCAUGACUUAUACGGGUGUCGCAUACUCCUGUGGCCCCGAAUGGUCCCCGCCGAAGACCAUACAGCGUUGGCCAGGAAGGCUGUUAUCCGAGCUGGCAAACAAAGUGCCGACCUCCCUGGAAUAUUGCUCGGAAUCCAACCAGCUUCGGAAUUGGGGAUUCAAGUGUGAUCCAGAAGCAAAGGGGUCAGAUAUAAAGGAGUUCUUCAAGCUACACCUGGCGCCUCAGAGCCACGAAGAAUUUCGGGGAGGUUCUACUCGACAGGAAGCCCAGCGCUGGUUCCAGGACUUUAUCUUAUGCAUCUACCAGCACGUCGUCUCCAUCUUCAAUGAUACAAUACCUCAUUUCGACUCGCGACACGUCGAAUUUUCUUUCAGCGUGCCGACCACAUGGAAGGAUGUGCGGAUGGUGCAGGAAACUCGGGAAAUACUUGAGCGCGUGAUCAACACAAAGACACCGCGUCAUCGCGCGUUUAUAGGUCUCACCGAGGCGGAGGCAGCAGCGGUAUAUGCCGGAAAUGAACAUUAUUUAGUUGACGAUACGAUUCUUGUCUGUGAUGCAGGGGGAGGGACCACGGACGUGAAUGUUCUAAAGCUAAUAUCAGAUCGCGGCGAACCAACCAGGCUGGAGCAAUUGGGCCACGUUGAAGGACAACCAAUCGGUUCUGUUUUCAUCGACAGAAGUAUCCACCAUCUAUUAUCCCAAAGAUUGAACAAGGUUCGCGACUAUCUAAAACUGUCGCCGGGCGAUGUGGCAUGGAUGAUGAUUUCAGGUCUCUUCCAAAGAAUGAAAUGUUCCUUUGGCACCGAUUCUAUAUUGACCCCGUGGCUGAUGCUGGACGUUCCAAAAUUGGAGUCAGUGUUAGACUUUCCAGAAGCAGAGAUUUAUAGUGGGAAAAUGCGGAUUUCAUGGUAA
Molecule: messenger RNA, 987 nt
Organism: Aspergillus melleus
Lineage: Eukaryota; Fungi; Ascomycota; Eurotiomycetes; Eurotiales; Aspergillaceae
Product: Hsp70 family protein
Exons: 5
Coding region: 1-987 (328 amino acids)
Source: RefSeq, a predicted model, not a curated record